AUGGAUCGUGUUAGCAGUUUACCAGACGAGCUUCUUUAUCAGAUCUUAUCCUUCCUUCCCACGAAGGAUGCUGCUGUGACUUCGGUUCUCUCAAAGAGAUGGCCCAAUCUAUGGAAAUUUAACCCUAACCUUGACAUUGAUGACACUCUCUUUCUCCAUCCUGAAGAUGGUAAAGGAGAAAGGGCAGAGAUUAGACAGAGCUUCGUCGACUUCGUGGACAGUGUAAUUGCUAGGCAGGGUGAUUCUCCUAUCAAGAAAUUCUCCCUAAAGUGCAUCACUGGUGUCCAUCCAGACAUUGUCAAUCGUUGGAUAUGCAAUGUGCUGAAGCGUGGUGUCUCUGAACUUGUCCUCUUCACUGACUUUUCCUUCGAGGAUACGGAAGAAGAUAAUUAUCGUCUGCCUGAAGAGUUGUUCCACAGUCGUACACUCGUUAAGCUAAAGUUAAGAAGUGAACUCUGUGUUGAUUGGUGGUGCCAUGGCGGGACGGAGCGCUAUUCCUUUUCCUUACCAAUGCUUAGGAGUCUUGAUAUGGACUCGGACUAUAUUGUAUGUACUAGUGAUCUUGAGGAAUUUAUUCCUUCUUUCCCUCUGCUUGAGGACUUACGAAUGGCUAACAUUCCGUGGCAUGAAGAGCAUGUAACCGUGACAAGUGCAAGCCUCAGAAAGCUAAACCUCCACGGCAUCGGUUGUUUAGAUGAUGUGAAUCCGAGUAGCGUUUCCUUUGAUUUGCCAAAUCUGCUCUUCUUAAUCUACUUUGAUAUGGUUGCGGAAGACUAUCCAGUGGUUAAUAUGAAGAGUCUAGUUGAUGCUUCGAUCAAUCUUCAAGUAGAUGAUGGUGUGGUCAAGCGACUAAGAGAGCCAAAUAAUGAUUUGUUAGAGGAGGAUGAUGUCCCUGAUGCUGUUCUUCUCCACUUUGGCAAUGUGGUGAAGCUCAUAAAUGGCAUACAACAUGUUCAGAGACUUUCUUUUAAUACUGAUACACUCGAGGUGCUUGCUCUAAUCUGUGACUCGAUGCCAGUGUUCAACAACGUCAAAUUCUUAGGUGUUUCGGGUGAAGAAGGUCGAGGCUGGCAAGCAAUGCCAGCUCUUCUAAGGAACUGUCCACAUUUAGAAACUAUCAUCAUGAAGGGUCUUUUACACGAUGUAACAGAUAAAUGCGGGGAUGCUUGUCCCUGCAUUUCUAGUGAAGACAGAGGACUUUCACUCAAGUCUUGUCCAGUGAAUAGGUUUGAGAUUCAAGGGUUUCGAGGAACAAUGAAAGAGAUGACCAUUAUAAAGCAUUUCUUGGACUUUUUGCCGAGUUUGAAGAGGUUUGACGUCUUCAUUGAAGAUGAUGAACCUACACAGCUCAGAAACGCUGAACUGUCUAACUGUGUCACGGAGAUGUUCAAACUCUACGACAAGUUGUUUCCGAGUAGCAAUGUCCAGCUCCUGCAAUCUACCAGACGAGCUUCUUCAUCAGAUCUUGUCCUUCCUUCCACAAAGGAUGCUGCUGUGACUUCGGUUCUCUCAAAGAGAUGGCUCAAUCUGUGGAAAUUCAAUCCUAACCUUGACAUUGAUGACACUCUCUUUCUCCAUCCUGAAGAUGGUAAGGGAGAAAGGGCAGAGAUUAGACAGAGCUUCGUCGAUUUCGUGGACAGUGUACUUGCUAGGCAGGGUGAUUCUCCUAUCAAGAAAUUCUCCCUAAAGUGUAUCACUGGGUCCAUCCAGACAUUGUGA
This is a messenger RNA of Microthlaspi erraticum, 1719 nucleotides long. The record is from the annotation of a GenBank genome assembly. Lineage: Eukaryota; Viridiplantae; Streptophyta; Magnoliopsida; Brassicales; Brassicaceae.